Molecule: messenger RNA, 1298 nt
Organism: Coffea arabica (coffee)
Lineage: Eukaryota; Viridiplantae; Streptophyta; Magnoliopsida; Gentianales; Rubiaceae
Product: elicitor-responsive protein 1
Source: RefSeq, a predicted model, not a curated record
CCCUUCUCGGAAAUUAGAAUUUACGAAAUAACAAAGAAAGUCUUCCACUGGUCUUCUUUUAUCUUAAUUUGCUUCCACCUUCUCGGAUAUUAUUAUUAUUGCCUCCUGCGCUCCUGCUCAAAUAAUUCUAGAUAUGCAUUAUAUAUGUAAGGGAACGAUGUUGAAAUUCACAUAAAAUUUUCUUCCCCUUCUCCAUAAUUAUCUUCUUUUGAAGUUGGUACUCUUCUAUAAUAGCGUCCAUGUCGAUUUCUGGAAUUCAAGGUCAACCCCUGGAGAUCACCGUUGUAGGCUGCAGCAAAUUGAAGGAUACGGAGUGGAUUUCAAGACAAGAUCCUUACGUUUGCCUGGAAUACGCCAGCACUAAAUUCCGUACCCGUACCCACACAGACGGUGGAAAAAACCCUACUUUUCAAGAGAAAUUCGUCUUCUCCUUGAUUGAAGGGCUAAGGGAGAUCACUGUUGCUGUUUGGAACAGCAAUACCAUUACCUAUGAUGAUUUUAUCGGCAAUGGAAAGGUUCAGCUGCAGAAAGUGCUUUCUCAGGGAUUUGAUGAUAGUUCUUGGCCACUCCAAACUAAAACCGGCAGGCAUGCUGGAGAAGUUCGGCUGAUUAUGCACUAUGCAAAUGCUAAUCCUGCAACAAGUUAUGCUCCAUCCGCUCCACCUUAUGUGGCACCACCAAUACCCCAAAGUUCUUUGUAUGCUGCUCCCCCCCCAUCUGUUGGGUCUUAUCUACCUCCAACAACCUAUCCUGCUCCACCUCCUCCCUAUUCACCGUAUCCUCCUAAUCCUGCAGCAUACGUGCCAGCACCAUAUUAUCCUCCUGCUCAAGCUGCUUAUCCUGCAGCUUAUGGAGCACCUUCAGCUUAUCCUCCACCGCCAUAUCCACCUCCACCUUAUGAUCCAUCUCAUUACCAUACAGGUCCAUUCCCUGGAAUCUAUCCUCCACCACCAUACUGAGAUAAAGCUCGCUAUCGGUAUUAGUGGAGAGAGCACGUCUACAUUUUAGUGACAGUUAUCUUUGUAACUGGGCUUGGUAGUUUUAUUAUCUGACAUCAGGAACAAUUAACCCUUUUACUAACAGCAAUUCUUAUGUGGUUGGAAACUGUUUAUAUGGUGCUUAGAACAGAAGAAGGCAUGCUUUUUUUUUUCCUAUUGUUUGUCUGCCUACAUAAAGAUGUGAAAUUGUAUGUAAUCUUUUGUUUCCCUUUGCUUUGGGGGAGGUGAUUGAAGCAUCAUAUGGAUCAUCUGCACCCAGGACAAAUGAAAUUUGAAGCAGCCAGUUGCUUAAUUUCUCGU